GUUUGACGUUUGGCCGAUGACGACGACGCUUCAUUUCUGUGCUCUCUCGUUUACUGACUAUUGGCUUUUUUGUACGCUCUGUAAAUGUUCCGUGUUUUAGAUUUGUUUUAUUCAUUUCAAUCGUCUAAAUUUGUGUUCGUUGGAAAAAAUCCAAGCGAAUAUUUUGGAAAGAAUUGAAUUUUGGUUAUCAGGAAAAUCGAAAAUCGUUCAAAAACUGAACGCAGGCUUGUAACGCAACAGACGUCAGAAUCUCACAACUGGCAACGAUGAAUGCAAACUCGCGCAGACAUUUGGCCAGAUACUGGUCGAACAUUGAGGUAGAAACCAUGGAAACGCUUCAAUUGGUCAAAGAAGACUUUCAAAGUAGCGGCAUGUCGCUCGAUGGCGAAUUCAAAGAUUAUUUCGUACGAGUAACAAUUGAUCGAUUGAACGAUCGAGUCACACGAUUUUUCACUGAAUGUGAAUGGGAAAAGCAGUACAUUGGCGGUCGAUAUAGUCAGGCGCCAGCCAACGAAAGUCCAAUCAUUACGAUGGUCACCGAAGCAAACGGCGAGACAGGAAUCAUGAUCAGUCAAUCGACGACUGAGCCAAUUCCAACCGAGAUGUACGUUCCAAGCGACGCAUCACUCGUAUCGUUCCUGGCCAAACAUACUGACCCUAACAAUGAUUCCACGAUCGAAGCAAUGUUCGGCAACGUUUCAGUGCCGGCCUCUCAAACUGACCAGACUCCAUUGAUUAGUGUGAAUGGAAGUGACCAGAAAAAGGAUGCCAAUCGAAAUUACUUGACGCAAAUAGAGAAUGGCAUGCGACCAGCUAUGAAUACCACUGAAUUGGCGAAUGGAAUGAUGGCCAAUCAUUCGACAAACGAUCCAAUCGUACCGGAUUUGAUUGCACAACCGAAUAUUGCUGUGGAUUGGCCUCAAGAACUGCCCACUUCGACUCCAUUCCAUGGCUUGGUCGAGGAAUCCGAAACGAAAGCUUCAAGCUGUGGGUCGUUCCAGCGAUUCUCAUCGUUUUUGGACAGAAAUAUCGAUCCAAACGAUGUCACAUCGACGAUCAACGCAAUGCUUGGUAACGCAUCAAUGAUAACGGCUCAAAUCGAUCAGUCUCAAGCGACUCACGCGAUUGAAACUGGGCCAAACGAUGCCAACAAUGGAAUUGGCAUCGUAGAAAAAGCGAUUCGAACGACACCACCCGAUGCAACUGGACCAGAGUUCAGUGAUAUGGCCGACAUCAACUCGAUGAAUGCUCCAGAGAGCGAAUCAAAUGACGCCCAACUGCCAAAUGAAACGGUUUUUGGUGGGUUCAUUGACAUCGACGAUGAGAUUUCGGCUGAGGAACAAGCUGCAUCGAGUACACGAAACAACGAAUCAACCAACCAAGUAACAGAAUGCAUGGAUUUGACCUGUGAAGAUGUCGAACCAAGAUCAAAAGGCGCCAGCAAUCAAAUUGAGCGAAACGCUGUGCGACGAGGAGGAAACCAGCGCCAAAAGAGGAAAAUUUUUGAUGCAACGACGUCGGAUGGAAGUGCGAAGAAGAGACGAAAGACGGGUCCACGAUCGACACUGAAAACCAUACCGGAAUUGACUUCAGAAGUGGCAUUGAUUGACAAUACGAACAGUCAAUCAGUCCAAGAGGAAGGUGCUGGCUUGAGUGGAGCCGAAAGUCAAAGUGCAUCGACAUCGAACGCGGAACAGAUCGCAAAGAAGAGGAACGGCGUUGGCAAACAUGCAGGUGAAAGUGGAUCAAAGCGACAUAAGUGUUCAUUUUGUGAACACACUACAUCAUGGAAAUGGAAUUUGAUAACGCAUAUGAGAACCCACGCAAAUGAAUUCCCGUUCCAUUGUUCGAUUUGUCGUCAAGGAUUCGAGCUGAAGGAGGAAAAGGAAACGCAUGAAAAAGACUGCAACGUACGUCGAUAUGAAUGCUAUUUUCGCGAGUGCGAGUUUUCCACAUUUCACAAAACAAAUUUAGUCAAGCAUAUGCGCCGUCAUACCGGCGAGAAACCAUUUUGUUGCUCCCAUUGUCCACAACGAUUUACUCAAAAAAUUAAUUUAAAUCGACAUUUCAAAUGUCGCCACAAUAAAACCAAAUGAUUUUAUGCAACGCGUUUCGAAGACGUUCCAUCGUCGAGAGAUGUCUAGAGACACAUCGAUAGUUUUUGUGAUUGUAUCACAUUCAGAAAUGUAUGUUAAUCACUUGAUUGUGCGUAGAAGAAAUGACUCUCAAAAAAUUGUACAAAGAUUGAUGAAAAUCAGCUCGAAAAUGUUGUGAUUUAGCGUGUUCAAUAGAAUAAAAAGGACUUAGAAUUAAGUUUCAGAGACAGAAAUAUCCAAAUUGAAGAAUUGUGACAUAAAACAUUUGAUGUUCGUUAAUAAAGUGAAAGAAAUUACAUAA
Sitodiplosis mosellana (orange wheat blossom midge) is the source of this 2397-nucleotide messenger RNA. RefSeq names its product transcription factor Ken-like. Gene Ontology annotation, molecular function: RNA polymerase II cis-regulatory region sequence-specific DNA binding; DNA-binding transcription factor activity. Lineage: Eukaryota; Metazoa; Arthropoda; Insecta; Diptera; Cecidomyiidae. The coding region runs from base 267 to 2096 and encodes 609 amino acids. The transcript is spliced from 4 exons. Gene Ontology annotation, biological process: regulation of transcription by RNA polymerase II. The record is from RefSeq and is a predicted model, not a curated record.